AUGGAGCACUCUUGGUUCAUGAUCAUCUUAUCUCUUUGUCUCUGUGCAGCAGCCACCAAUGUUUUCCUCAUCCUCUUCUCUCAGAGCAAAUACAAGAAAACCAAACUCUCUUUACCACCAGGCCCUCCUUCACUGCCCAUAGUAGGCAGCAUCUUCUUGCUCAAAAGAUUGUUAAACGAUGCCGAAUCAUUCGUCCGUGAACUCUCCUAUAAAUACAGACCAAUCAUCGCCAUCCGCAUUGGCCCUAGCCUCUCAGUAUUCAUUUCCAGCCAUUCAUUAGCCCAUCAAGCUCUAAUCCAGAAUGGUGCCGCCUUUAGCUACCGCCCAGGAGCUGUCACACCCAGCUGCAUCUUUAGAAACACCAAUUCAGAUACUGGUUCCUCCUCUGGUGCCCGUUGGAGGUUCCUCCGUCGUAACCUCACUUCCGCACUUCUUAUCCCUUCUCGGUAUAAGUGUUUUGGUCCCGCCCGCUUAUGGUUCUUGGAAAUAACUGAUUCGUUACUCAAAUACCAUGUUGACUCAGGCGAGCCUGUGCAAGUGGUAGAACCCUUCCGAUAUGCCAUGUUUUCUUUGUUGCUUUUCAUGUGCUUUGGUGAGAAACUUGAUGAGAAAGUCAUCAAAGAUAUUAUGGAAAUAGAAGGGAAUGUCGUAGCCAAUUACAAAACACUUUCUAUGUUCCACACGUUCCCCACCUUCGCGAGAUUCAUCUUCAGAAAACAGUUGAUUGAUAUUCGCCGCAAACAAAUAUCUGCUUUACUUCCUUUGAUCCAAUCCCGUCGAGAACCAAAGGAGAAGAUCAAACAACAAAACCAAGAUGAGAAUUUUUUCGCCUACAUUGAUUCACUCUUCGAUCUCUAA
Messenger RNA from Macadamia integrifolia, 858 nucleotides. RefSeq names its product cytochrome P450 89A2-like. Gene Ontology annotation, cellular component: membrane. Bases 1 to 858 code for a protein of 285 amino acids. Gene Ontology annotation, molecular function: heme binding; iron ion binding; oxidoreductase activity, acting on paired donors, with incorporation or reduction of molecular oxygen, NAD(P)H as one donor, and incorporation of one atom of oxygen. The record is from RefSeq and is a predicted model, not a curated record. Lineage: Eukaryota; Viridiplantae; Streptophyta; Magnoliopsida; Proteales; Proteaceae. The transcript has a single exon.